UAUUUGCAACCCGAAAACAAAGGCAUAUCUAGUUUUGUUGGUUUGUUGGAUCUGUAGUCUGUAAUCAUUGAUAUCUGUUUGAUCUGUUCAUUCAUAUCACCUGAUAUCACCCAAAUCACGUGCGGUAUAGACGUGUUUAUAUAGGUCGUUUGUAUUUUUCAUAAUUAAUACAUAAGUCAUUUAAUUUAUUUAAUAUAAUAAGAUAAUGGAUUUCUUAGUACUAUUGCACAUAUUGCAUUUAGUAUAAUGAUGAAUAUUGUGUCAACAGAAUUUUCUGCUGAUGACUGUAAAAGUUUAGGUUUUAAUAAGGCUAAUUUACUUUGUUCCACCUGCGAAGAAUUCAACAAACGAGAAUUAACUGAAAUAUGGAACAACUGUAAGGAAUGUUGUUUAAAAGAUGAUGAUUAUGAUACAUCCGGAUUAAAACGUUAUCCACGCGCUAUUCUCGAAGUUUGCACAUGCAAGUUCGGUGCAUAUCCACAGAUUCAAGCUUUCAUAAAAAGCAAUCGACCAAGCAAAUAUAAAAAUUUACAAAUAAAAUAUGUCAGAGGCUUGGAUCCAAUAAUUAAGUUACUAGACGCAGAUAAUAAAGUUGAAGACAUUCUGGACAUACACAAGUGGGAUACAGAUUCUGUUGAUGAAUUCUUAGCAACUCAUCUUUCUAUGGACUGAUAAUCCUGGUAAACUUAAAUAAUAAUCCAAUGUUGGAAUGAAAACAUAUUGAGUGAUUUACAAUACAAUAUCAUUUUUUUUAAGUAUUUUAGUAAACAAUCAUUGUCCUUUAUGUUUCUUACACAAAUAAGUAAUACAAAGAAAUAGUGAAAAUUAUAUAACGUAUCAUUGAGAUAUAUUGCAUGGCUGUUACAGCCGACUCUUUCAUGGACGCAAAUAUGUUUUUGGUAAAUUAAAUGAUUUCACAGGAAUUAUGUUAGAUACAAAGACAAGUUGCAAUUUUCAUAAGGUUUAAUAUUUAAAAUGUCUUAUUUGUCAGAUAAAAGAUCAUGUAAAGACAACUUACUACCUUAUUACAAAAGAAAGAAAUUACAACGUUUUUUAAACUCGAUGAAAUACGUAAUAUCUUAAUUUUAUCGCAAGAUACUUUUUAAAUUGUCAAUAAUAUAUGCCUAACAGGAAUGAAUCUUACACUAGUUUUAUAGCAUGGUAUUAUUUAAAAAACCAUUGACACAUUUUAAUUACUUCAUCAUUAAUAUUUCCUGAUUAUAGAUAAUUUCAAGACAAUUUUAACGAUAAUACGCGCAGCGUACCUUUCUAUUUCCCUUUCUUGAUCAUUUUCCUUUUCCAGCAAACUGUACACGCUACAAUUCACCGCGAGUAAUUUUUCAUUAAAAAAAACUUUGAAUAAGCUUGGAUAAAAAUUCAUAGUAAGUUUCUUCACAUUUAUCUUUGUACAUGAAUAGUAUCCAGUAUCUCCCGUUUCUAUAUGUAAAAAGAUAGCCAUACAUAUUGAGUUAUGACACAUUUUUUUUUUUUUUUUUCAUACAUCUUGUCAAAAAG
Molecule: messenger RNA, 1515 nt
Organism: Osmia bicornis bicornis
Lineage: Eukaryota; Metazoa; Arthropoda; Insecta; Hymenoptera; Megachilidae
Product: selenoprotein F
Exons: 5
Coding region: 247-672 (141 amino acids)
Cellular component (GO): endoplasmic reticulum lumen
Molecular function (GO): oxidoreductase activity
Source: RefSeq, a predicted model, not a curated record